This is a messenger RNA of Necator americanus (New World hookworm), 201 nucleotides long. RefSeq lists its product as uncharacterized. Lineage: Eukaryota; Metazoa; Nematoda; Chromadorea; Rhabditida; Ancylostomatidae. The transcript is spliced from 2 exons. Bases 1 to 201 code for a protein of 66 amino acids. The record is from RefSeq and is a predicted model, not a curated record.
AUGAUUGUAUCAUUCCAUGGUUUCUUUGGCUUCGGCGGUCGAAACCGUCGCUCACCAACCGGCGCCUCAGCGAAGGGAACGCUGAAAAUUAAGCAGUUCCUGAACAAUUACCUUAGAAACGAUCGCACCCUUUUGUGGAGAAAUAUCGAUUCCUGUCCUUUUAUUUUACCAAGCUUAGUUUCGACUUCGACAGGAAUGUGA